Molecule: messenger RNA, 5245 nt
Organism: Symbiodinium necroappetens
Lineage: Eukaryota; Dinophyceae; Suessiales; Symbiodiniaceae
Source: the annotation of a GenBank genome assembly
GAGGCCACUUUGAGGAGCUCAAGGGUGGCUUCGCUUUGGACAAGGAGGUGUGCCAAGGGGCCGUGCCUCCAGAGGUGUAUCGGGCGUGCCCUGGUUUGUUUGGUGAGCUUUGUGAGUUCGGGGUCGAGUGUAGUGAAGGUUUAGUCCUGCGGUCCCCUCCUGUAGGUGAUGGCGAGAGCAGUGGAGUGCAGCCAAUUUCAGUGUUUUUGCCACUUGCGCAGCCUUUUUUCGAGCGAAGCCUCUUUGUGGCACUGACCGGUUCGGCCCCUUGCUCGAAGCCGUGGAUCUCGGAUGGAGCUCGUGCUUUGCAGCUAGCUCGAGGCAUGAAUGGGACCGACUUUGUCAGUAAAUUUCUCAACUCCAACCCGGAUGCAGCACCGAUGCUGGUGUCGGCGCUCUUUCGUGCAACAGCAUGCUUGGCCAAUCACCCCCAUGGCGUUAGUGUUGUCAGCGAGCCUGUAUGCCAUUGCCAGGACUUAAAGCUCAGUUCGACUGUUGAUGUGCUGUUGAGCUGCUUGAAGGGACCCUUAGCGCGCCUUACCGAGCAUCGCUUCGACUGCAGGGUUGCGCAGGCUGCCUUACGAGAGGCAACGCCAGAGCCUCAGCAGUGUUUAGCUUCGGAGCUCCAGGGCCAAGUCAUCAGCAUUUGCCAGCACCUUCAUGCCAAUUUCGCAUUGCAUUUGUGCUUUGAGCUGCUGGAACCUCAUUUUGAUGCAGUCUCAGUCACAGUUCGAGUUUGUGAUUGCAGUGUCGUGCAGAGGUUGAUUGAGCACUGUUUAUGUGAGCCACAACUCAUCGUUGAAGAUGUCGAGAAACUGCUUGCCAAACAGGUCGACUCGAUCCCAUGCCCAACGUCGCGGAUCUCGGAUGUACCUUGUCGAGGCCUGAACGGGACCGACGUUGUCUGCAAAUUUUUCAGUUCCAACCCCGAUGCAGCGCCAAUGCUGGUGUCGGCGUUCGUCCGCGAAGUAGCAUACUUGGCCGGUCACCCCCAUGACACUGGUGUUGUCAGUGAGCCUGUAUGCCCAUGCCAGGACCUAAAGCUCAGUUCUGUUGUCGAUGCGAUGUUGAGCUCCUUGAAGGGCUCCUUCGUGCGCCUUACCGCCCUCCGUUUCGGUUGCAGGGUCGCGCAGGCUGCCUUACGAGAGGCAACGCAGGAGUUUCCGCCGUGGUUAGUUUCGGAGCCCCAGGGCCAAGACCCCAGCAUCUGCCAGCACCUUUCCUCAAAGCUGCUGAUCUCGGAUGUAGCUUGUGUUGCAAAACUCGCCCGAAGCUCGAAUGGGACCCACUCCCACGGCGGCGGUGUUGUCAGUAAAUCUGUAUGCCAUUGCCUGGACUUAAAGCUCAGAUCUGAUGUCGAUGCGCUGACAAGCCCCUCGAAAGGUUCUUUGGUGUGCCUUGCCACACACCGUGUCGGCUGCAGUGUCGCGCAGGCUGCUUUGCCUACCCAACAGGCCGAUUCGACCCUGUACCCGAAGCCGCGAAUCUCGGAUGUAGCUUGUGUUGCAAAGCUCGCCUGCAGCUCGAAUGGGACCGAUGUUGUCAGCAAAUUUCUCAGCCCCAACCCCACUGCAGAGCCAAUGCUUGUGUCGGAUUCUCUCCCUGCCGUUGCGUGCAUUUCCAGUCACCCCCGCGGCGACGGUGUUGUCGUUGAGUCUGCAUGCCAUGGCCAGGACUCACAGCUCAGCCUUGACGUCGAUGCGAUCUCGGGCUCCUUGAAGGGCUCACUGGUGCGCCUUGCCAAGCACCGUGUCGGCUGCAGGGUCGCGCAGGCUGCUUUACGAGAUGCAAGUGUGCGUGCAGUGAGUUUUGCAGAGCCUAGCCAGCAGGUGAUCUUCUUGCCUUCCGAGGUUCCUGAGGUCCCAGAUGCCACGGAUUCCAGUUGCAGUGUGGAGCUCACAGGAUCAGAGGUCACAGGUGCCGAAGGUCCCAGGUGCAAUGCAGAGGUCCAAGGUGCCGAAGGCCCCAGGUGCAUUGCAGAGGUCACAGGUGCCAAACGUCCCAGGUGCAUUGCAGAGGUCCGUGCAGAGCUCUCAGGUGCCGAAGGUCCCGCGUGCGUUGCAGAGGUCACAGCUGCCAGAGGUCCCAGGUGCAGUGCAGCAGUCCCAGAGUCUCUGCAGUGGCUGGUUUCGGAGCUCCAGGGCCAAAUCCUCAGCAGUUGCCGGCACCUUCAUGCCAACUUCGUGCUGCAUGUGUGCAUUGAGCUGCUUGAGCCUCACUUUGAUGCAGUCUCAGUCGCGGUUCAUGUUGGUGAUUGUCAUGCCCUGCGUUGGUUGAUUGAGCACGGUUCAUGUAAACCACAACUUACCCAACCUGUUGUUUCCCUCCCGGGCAUCGUUGAAAAGGUUGAGAGGCCGCUCACCCAACAGGCCGAAUCGACCCUGUGCCCCAAGCCGCGUAUCUUGGAUGUAGCUUGCGUUGCAAGGCUCGCCAGCAGCUUCAAUGGGACCGAUGUUGUUAGCACAUGUCUCGGCCCCAACCCCAAUGCAGUGCCAAUGCUGGUGUCGGACUCAACCGCAUUAAAAAAUGCCAAACUGCAUAGCCUGAAGGGCAAGACUGCAUUUUGCCAGAUUUGGCAAAGAUCAGGCAAAAUGACUUUCGGCCAAUUGACCCCUCAAUUUCUCAGCUCCAACCCCGAUGCAGCGCCAACGCUGGUGUCGGCCGCCUUCCCUGAAGGGGCAUGCUUGGCCAGUCAACCCCACAACGAUGGUGUUGUCGCUCAGCCUGUAUGCCAUGGCCAGGACUUCAAGCUCCGUUCUGCUGUCGACGCGAUGUUGAGCUCCUUGAAGGGCUCAUUGGUGCUGGUUUCGGAGGUCCAGGACCAAGCCCUCAGCAGUCGCCAGCACCUUCAUGCCAACUUCGUGAUGCACCUGUGCAUCGAGCUGCCGGAGCCUCACUUCGAUGCAGUCUCAGUCGCAAUUCAUGUUCUUGGUAGCCGAGUCCUGCAGUGGUUGAUUGUGCACGGCUCAUGUGAGCCACCACUUAUCCAGCUAGCUGACUCCAUGCUGGACAUCGUUGAAAACGUCGAGAAGCUGCAUACCGUUCAGGCCGAUGCGACCCUGAGCCCAAAGCCGCGGAUCUCGGAUGUAGCUUGCGCUUUGCAACUGGCCCGCAGCCUCAGUGGGACCGAUGUUGCCAGCAAAUUGCUCAGCCCUAAUCCCAAUGCAGCGCCAAUGCUGGUGUCGGGCUUAGUGCGUGAAGUGGCACGCUUGGCCAGUCACCCCCAUGGCAAUCGUGUUGUCAGCGAGCUUGUAUGCCAUUGCUCAGGCUUAAAGCUUCGUUAUGAUGUCGAUGUGCUGUUGAGCUGUUUGAAGGGGCCCUUGGUGCUUUUUAAUAACGACUGUCUCGACUGCAGGGUCGCCCAGGCUACCUUACGAGAGGUGGCGCCGGAGACUCAGCAGCGUUCCGUUUCGGAAUUUCAGGGCCAACUCCUCAGCGUCUGCCAGCACCUCCGCGCGGACGUCGAUCGUCUCGCUUACCGCGUGCCAUCCUCAGCCGCCUUAAUCGUGCGCUCGGCAUCUGAGGAGCCUGAUGUUCCAGAACUCCGUUUUUGUCGCGACAGCGGGAGCCUGGGCGUGAGUCCACCGGACCGGCGCGAUUGCAAACGGAGGCUCGCCAACCCGACCGACAUGCCAGGUCCGCUGAGGCUGCGUCUCACGAUUGGAUUGCCGCGGAUUGCCCUGCUAAGAGUUCCAUCAUCGACUCAGGAGCGUGCCACCACUGACACUAGGCAACAGCCCACAACAUGGUCAUGCAUCGGUGGCCCCUUGAGAUGGUUGCGUGACGCAGUGACCCGUUGGUGCACGUUGGAGCCGCGCCUAACCCAGAGCCACGACCCCAGCGUGGGCGUGAGAAUCGGGGAAGCAAGCCACCCCGGCCCCGACAUGCAAAUUGACCUUGGCAACCUCAACGCGUUGUUGGGUCCAGCCAUUCUGCAACAGAUUCAAGAGCAAAUUCAAAGAGCGGUAGCGCAAGCUGUGCAACAGGCUUUGCAAGGUUUGAACCUGGAAGGGGCCUCCUCGGUGCCUGCGUCGCGGGCUUCCGCUCCUAACGCCGCCCGUCCGGCUCCACAAGAGAACGAGGAUGAGGAAUGGCAGCAACCCAAGCGCAAACGCAGGCGCAAGGGCAAGGGUAGUGGCGAAGGCAGCGUUGUCGCCGCUGUUUCUCCGCCUGCGUCUACGCCGGAGCUCCCGCGUGCAGCCAACCCAGGCAAAGGCCAAGGCAAAGGCAAGGGAAAAGGUGACGUGCCGCGCAAUGCGCAACCCUUGUCCGCUGGCAGAGGUAAGGUGCACCAGGCAGGUACAGGCAAAAGCAGAGGCAAAGGUUCUGGCGUGCAACCGUCGCAGUCCGCUGGCCAAGAGUCUGAGUGGCAGGUUGUGACCCGCAAAAGGAGCCCCGCGCCGGCCGGCGACUUCACCCUUCGGCCUGAGGACUGGGAUGCUCCUAUCGUCACUUUCGAGCAGCUGGCGACUUUCAUCGAAAAGGCCGAAGAAGGAACCACGGUAGAGGCUGUCGUGCAUGUCAGCAAGGAACAGGAAGCUGUCACUGCCAGUCUCAUCCGAGGAGCUGGGCGGCCCUACAAGUUCCUGGUUCUUUUCUUGGACAAAUCCGAAGGAUCACGCCGGACUCCGGGCACGAUUGACGGCAAACUUGUUUUUCGGCAAGCAGUUGUCAAAGAACUUAAGUCGGACGCGGGAGGAUCGGCUCCCAGGCCUAAGGGCGCCAGCGCCGCCGCUGUCAAGAUGCAGCCGUCCGUUGACACGGUCGUUAUCUUCCUUCGAGUCCUUAAAUCGUUUGCCCCGACGGACCAAUGGAAAGGUUUUGGUCUUAACCCGAACAAGACCGUUGUGCAGUGGGCCAGUCAACACCGAGUUCGAGUGCUUGACACUUUCUCCUGGGCUCUUGAGAAGCCUAGCGCGGCAGCGGGCGAACAGUACUACGGCAUGGCACGUGUGCGGAAAAGUGACUUGGAGGCUUUUCUAAAGUUGUCAGGGCAGCAAGGAGUUUUUGUGGACACUGCUCGUCGCCAUGGCAUCCAGACCAGCAUCUCCUGGAUUGAGAAGCUGCCGGGCGAAACCACUAGCGCCUAUCAUGAGCGAGCCGUUCGCCAGGGAGCCGACCUUGGUGUUGUCGUCAAAGCCAACAAGUUGGCGUGGCGAAAGAAGCUCGCUGAGGGUGAAGUCGAGAAGCGCAUGUGGCAAGUUGAUGGUCUGCCGAUAGAGUGGGAUGAGGAUGGAGUUACGAA